This is a messenger RNA of Fundulus heteroclitus (mummichog), 1578 nucleotides long. Its product is annotated as NXPE family member 3-like. The record is from RefSeq and is a predicted model, not a curated record. The coding region runs from base 44 to 877 and encodes 277 amino acids. The transcript is spliced from 4 exons. NCBI's taxonomy places the organism in Eukaryota, Metazoa, Chordata, Actinopteri, Cyprinodontiformes, Fundulidae.
CAAAGGAGGACGAUGUCGGAGGAAAAGAACAAGUGGUAUCAACAUGAAAACUUCCAUUCAAGCAGCAGGACCUUCCAAUAUCACCAUUUCACCAAAAGUAAAAGGGGAAAAUAGUCAAAACAUAAAGACUAGACCUGCUGGUUAUUACUUCCAGGGUGUAUGGCAGGCAUUAGAUGGGACCAGGGUUCUCCAGUUUAAUACAUCCAUGGCAAUUAGACAGUGUCUGAAAGGCAAGGUGCUCCACAUGUAUGGAGACUCCACCAUCAGGCAGUGGUUUGAAUAUUUUACGGAAUCAGUACCAGGUCUAAAGAAGUUUGACCUGAAAAGUCCAAAGCAAACAGGACCCUUCCUAGCCUUGGAUUAUGCAAACAACAUUUUAGUGACCUUCCAGUGCCAUGGUCCUCCCAUCCGUUUUGGCACCAUGCCUGCUAGUCAGGUGCGUUAUAUUGCCAAUGAAUUGGACAAAGUAGUUGGAGGGACCAACACUGUUGUGGUUAUUGGCAUCUGGUCCCACUUCAGCACUUUCCCCAUUGAAGUCUACAUCCGACGUCUGCUGAGCAUAAGGAGGGCAGUGGUGCAUCUAUUGACCAGAGCUCCAGGUACACUGGUCUUCAUCAGGACCCCUAAUCCCAAAGCAUUGACACUUUAUGAGACACUGACAAACAGUGACUGGUAUUCACUACAGUGUGAUAAGGUCCUCAGAGCAAUAUUCAAAAGGGUGAAUGUUCAACUGGUGGAUGCCUGGGAGAUGACUGUAGCCCACCACCUCCCUCACAACCUCCACCCACAACCUCCUAUUAUAAGGAAUAUGAUAAAUGUCAUCUUAUCCCACACAUGCCCCACUGCUGGCAGUUCUAAAGCAGCAACAAAAUCUUAGAAAUUGUUUUGACUGGAUAAACAGGCAACUGUUGGUGAAUAAUUACACGGAUUUAACAACUGAACCUCUACCAAAAUAGACCGGUCAGCUAUAAUGUAUCAUGUUAAGAGUUCUGAGAGUCCAUGUCAACUCUGAUUAACCUUUUCUAUAAGGCUUUGCUAACUGGAAGAUAACACAGUAUUUCAGAAAGCGAUCAUAUCUUUAGUAAAAUUUGGUGGUAGUAAUCUGAUGAUCUGUUUCUGCUUUGCUGUAUCAGUGUCUGACUUACAGUAAUCAAUGGAACUAUGAAUUCUGUUCUUCAGCUGAAAAUCUUGGAGGCAAAUGUUUAGCUUUCAAUUCAUGACCCUCAGUGUAAGACUAUCUGUAUUAUACAACAUUUAUCCAUAGUACACCAGCAAGUCCACAUCUGAACUGCUAAAAAUGUUUGGUAUGGGCUUUCCAAAGAUGGUUUUAUUGAGGCCAGAAAAAAAUGAUUAAAUUAAUGUGGUAUUUCCUUACACUCAAGAUGUUAGUGGUGUAUUUUAGAAGAUCUUUUGACUUGCUUGAUGUUGCUUGAUGAUUUUAACAGGUUCUGUUUAAAUUAUUUCUUUAUUUUAUUGGUCCAUCACCUAUCAGGACUAACUAGGGAGAUUUACAAAAUAAACUGUGGUUAAAUGCAUAGAAUGCAUGGAUUCAGCAAUCGGAUAAUUAAUUAGGUUGGA